AUGAUGGGUUCCAAAGCUGCAAUUUUUGCCACGGCUGUACUGGCCGUCCUCUUCUCCGCCCCGGCAUUGGCUCAGAAGAGCAGCCCGCCCGCGCCGGCGCCCGUGUCACUGUCGCCGACCCCGGCGCCGGCGCCGGCGCCGCACUACGUGGACCUCGCGGAGCUCCUGAGCGUGGCCGGGCCGUUCCACACGUUCCUCAACUACCUGGAGAAGGCGAACGUGAUCGAGACCUUCCAGGCGCAGGCCAACAACACCAAAGUGGGCAUCACCAUCUUCGUGCCUAAGGACUCGGCGUUCGCGGCGCUCAAGAAGUCCACCUUCUCCAACCUCACCUCCGACCAGCUCAAGACACUGCUCCUGUACCACGCGUUCCCCAAGUUCUACUCCCUGGCCGAGUUCAAGAACCUGAGCUCGCUCAACCCGGUGAGCACCUUCGCGGGGCCGCCCUACAACCUCAACCUCACCGACGACAUGGGCAGCAUCUACGUGCAGUCCAUGUGGUCCAGGCCCAAGAUCGCCAGCAGCGUGUACGCCACCAAGCCCGUCGCCAUCUACGCGCUCAACAAGGUGCUCCUGCCCGUGCAGCUCUUCAGCAAGGACCCACCGCUCGCGCCGGCGCCCGCGCCCGCGCCGGAGUCCGGGGCGUCCGAUGCCCCCAGCCCGGCGGCCGGCAAAUCAGGCGGGCUGGCCGGAGGCAAGGGUGACUCCACGAGUGCCGCGCACAGCACUGGUGGUGCCGUCAGCGUCGCCAGUUCCUUGCUACUCGCUGCCGCAGGGUGCUUGAUGAUUCUCCAGUGGUGA
Messenger RNA from Miscanthus lutarioriparius, 801 nucleotides. Lineage: Eukaryota; Viridiplantae; Streptophyta; Magnoliopsida; Poales; Poaceae. The record is from the annotation of a GenBank genome assembly.